Molecule: messenger RNA, 3060 nt
Organism: Closterium sp. Naga37s-1
Lineage: Eukaryota; Viridiplantae; Streptophyta; Zygnematophyceae; Desmidiales; Closteriaceae
Source: the annotation of a GenBank genome assembly
AUGGAUCAUGACCAUAUGCAGCGGAUAAGGGAUGAAGGGGGGAUUGGACGGGUGGUUACCACCCAGGUGGCAGCCCUCCCUGCUCGCCUGCACCAGAUGCUACCUCCCCUUUCCUCCCCGCACUCGCGACACCUAGCCCCUUUCCUCGCCGCCUCCCUGCUGCUUCUCUUCCUCCUCUUGCUACGCCACACCGUCGCUUGCACGGUCCUUGCAGCUUCCUCUGGUGUGCGUUUCUUUGCCGCGCUGCCCCGUGCUGAGUGGGGUGAGGAGGAGGAGGAGUGGGGUGAGGAGGAGGAGUGGGGUGAGGAGGAGGAGUGGGGGGAGGAGGAAGAGGAGGAGGAGGAGGAGGAGGAGGAGGAGGAGGAGGAGGAGGAGGAGGAGGAGGAGGAGGAGGAGGAGGAGGUGGAGGUGGAGUGGGGGGAGGAAGAGGAAGAGGAGGCGGAGGAGUGGGGGGAGGAAGAGGAAGAGGAGGAGUGGGGGGGGGAAGAGGAAGAGGAGGAGAAGGAGUGGGGGGGGGAAGAGGAAGAGGAGGAGGAGGAGUGGGGGGGGGAAGAGGAAGAGGAGGAGGAGUGGGGGGAGGAAGAGGAAGAGGAGGAGUGGGGGGAGGAGGAGGAAGAGGAGGGUGGUGGCAGCAGUGGUGGUGGUGGUGAUGUAGAUGUAGUGUUUGAGUCACUGAAUGCGGCAGAUGACAUUUUUUCAAUGAUGCUGGCACUUGAUGUGCGCUGGGUGGAUGCAACAGAAGGUUCAGGAAAAGCAGCAGCAGGGGAAGCAGCAGCAGGGGAAGCAGCAGAGGGGCUAGUAGAGGAAGCAGCAGAAGAAGAAGCACAGGGAACAGCAGAGGGGGAAGCAGAGGAGGAAGUGGACGAAGAAUCCGAGGGAGAAGCAGGGGAAGCAGCAGAGAAAGCAGCUGAGGAAGAAGCAGAGGAAGCAGCAGGAGAAGCUGCAGGAAAAGCGGGCAAAGCAGAGGCUGUGACGGGCGUAGAGGAAGCAAGGACGGAACACGAGGAGAGGGGGAUAGAUGCUGGCACUGGACCAGUGCAUCGGUCGCCUUAUGUGCCCCGGUUCCCCCCAAUUCCUGUCUCCGUCCCCUGCCUCACGUCACGUGCACGUCGCCCCGUCUCCCCACCCCGGUGGCAGCAGCAGGCAGUCCCUCACCAUCCCUCACCACCCCUCACCACCCUGCGCUAUCCCUCACCAUCCCUCACCACCCCUCACCACUCUCUCCCUCUCAUCCCUCCCUUUCCUUGCGUGCAGGUCACCUCGUCUCCCUGCCUCAUCUGGCCCAUUAUUCCUCGCUGUCAUGGCAGGAGCAGUGGGCCUAUCACCAUCCCUCACCCCUCUCUCCCUCUUCCCUCCCCUGCCCUCUCUUGCCCUCCUUUCCCCUCCCUUCCCUGGCUAAACAGUAGGUCGUCCUGCCUCCCGGCCUCCUCCGGCCCAUCAUUCCUCGCUGCCAUGGCAGCAGCCGUGGGUCUCUCACCGUCCGUGGCCCUCGCAGCAACACUCAAGGGCGUGGCUGCCAGGCUGGAAGCAGAGCUCAUCGCGUGCAAUGUGAGAACUCCAUUUGCCACAUUCUCCCUGCUUUUCCCCUUGCUCCUCUCUUCUCCCCGUGCUCCCCUCUUCUCCCCUUUCUCCCCUCUUCUCCCCUUUAUCCCCUCUUCUCCCCUUGCUCCCCUUGCUCCCCUCUUUUCCCCUUGCUCGCUCCCCUCUUUUCCUGUUGCCCCCAUCUGCCCCCAUCUGCUCCCCUUGCCGACAUCUUAUCCGGUUGCCCCAUCUUCUCCCCUUGCCCUCAUCUUCAUCCAUCCCCACCAGCCUGAGCUAGUGUCUUCAUCCCAUCGUCUGGGUGUCAUGCUGACUCGCCGGCAGCGGGAGGAGCUGGCAUGGAUGUACGAAAGGGCUGCUGGUUCCAUGCAUGUGGUGCUCAUGAGGACUGCUCUUGAAGUGGCAGCUCUCGCUGCUCGCCUGCACCAGGUGCUACCUCCCCACUCCUCCCCUCUCCCCGUUUGCCCACCUAUCUUUCCACCACCCAUCAUUCCCACCCACCCCUCCACUGGCAGGCGUGUUCUGACCACCCAGGUCGCAGCCCUCCCUGCUCGCCUGCACCAGAUACUACCUCCCCGCUCCUCCCCUCUCCCCCUCCGCCUCGCCCUCCUCCUCUCCUCCUCCCUCCUCCUCCUCUGCCUGCUCAUCCGCAGCUCCCUUGUCGCACGCAGCUUGCAGGCAGCUUCUGCUGCGGUGCGCUCAUUCUUUGCCCCUGUGCUGUGGGCUGUGAGUCCCGAGGAGGUUUUGCAGCAGCAGGAGGAGGAGGCUGAACGGAAUGCACCGCAGCAGCAGCAGGAGCAGGAGAAAGCUGUGCAGAAGGCAAUGCAGCAGCAGCAGCAGCAGCAGCAGGCAGGCAGUAGCAGGAUUGGUGAAACUGGUAGUUCUGCCUUUGUGAUGAAAACUGCCUUUGGGUUCAGUGGUGGUUAUGCUGGUUCUGAUGGUGGAGUGGAAACAGCAGGGAAAGAGGAAGAAGACAUUCACCGGACGAUGCUGGCUCUUGAAAUGAGCCAGGUGGAUACAACAGAGCGCUCAGGUGCUUUGGAGCAGUUCAACUCACAGGGGCACAUUCCUGCAGAUGCUCUCAUUCAGAUCUGGGCGGCAUGGCGAGCAUCUGGUGACACGUGGCACACUCAGAGAGACUCUGUGCGGCUGAUAGUGUUCAACGCCGCCGUCCAGCUGGCACUGGAUGAGUGCAUCAGCUCCCACCAGCCGUCCAAACUCCCCACCUCGGGCCCGUCAUUCAUAGUGGCCAUGGCAGAAGCUGUGAGCCUGGCCCCGUUCAGCUCUGGCAGCAGCGCUGCGAGGGGUGGCGAGCAGAGUGGCAGCAGAGCUUGUUGCAUGCAAUGUGAGUGCCUUGUGUUGUCUGCUGUGUGCUCCCUUGUGAGUCUACUCAAAAGCCAUGGCAGCAGCGGUGUGCCUCACAUCCCCAUCAGCUCUGGCAGCAGCGCUGCGAGCAGAGUGGCAGCAGAGCUCGUGGCAUGCAAUGUGAGUGCUGGUGUGCACGUUUAUGAUCUUGUGUGA